AUGAAUGCAAGAGAGGAAGGAGAUGAUAGAUCCACGAGCAGCGAAAGCUAUACUGAUCUAAGAGAGGAGCCAAAAGUAGAAGAGGCUCCAGUACAGGCGUUUGUUGGCCAAGAUCUCGAACAACCACAACACUCUCAAAGUCAAAUCAUUAAUCCCGAAGAAGAGUAUGACUCAAAUAUAGCAUUGUCGAGAAGAGUAUCACGAUUGACGGCAGAUUAUGACAAUUUAAUCCGUCAAGCUACAAGGUUAUCCACACCGUUGCCACCUAUGGGCGGGGGUAGACCAUACCCGAAACAUCUAGGCACAAGAGAUCCCUACGUUGUAGAAUUUGAUGGUGAAGACGAUCCUGGUAACCCCAAGAAUUGGAAGUUUUCCACAAAGCUUCUAUAUACAUGCACAGCGGGAUUGACUGCAUUUUGUAUUAGCAUUGGAUCAGCCAUGUUUGCUGGAGCUGCAACAGACUUGAUGCAGGUUUACCACAUCGGAUGGACUGUUGCUACUCUAAGCACAUCACUAUUCGUUUUCGGGUUUGCUUCAGGACCAGUCAUUUACGGUCCAUUGUCGGAGUUAUUUGGAAGAAAAAUGAUUUUGAUUCCCAGCUCUUUAGGAUACACAUUAUUUAGCUUUGCUGUAGCUACUGCUAAAGAUGUUCAAACGGUUAUGUUGUGUCGAUUCUUUGCUGGGUUCAUUGGUGCCGCGCCGUUGGUUGUUGCGCCAGCUAUUAUGGCUGAUAUGUUUGGUGCAAGAACAAGAGGCACUGCGAUUACACUUUUUGCUAUGGUUUUGUUUGGUGGACCCAUGCUUGCCCCAAUUCUUGGUGGAUUUACUGUAAAAAACUCAUCUUUGGGAUGGAGAUGGACCUCAUACUUUUGUGGCAUUGUAGGUGCUUUGUCGUUUGUCAUGAGUAUAUUCUGCUUGGAAGAAACCCAUCAUCCGAUCAUUCUUGCUAGAAGAGCCGAGGAGUUGAGAAGGAGAACCGGCAAUUGGGGAAUCUAUGCUCCACACGAUGAAGUUUCCUUGAGUAUCAAAGAAAUUGCCGAAAACAACAUUACUCGUCCAUUGAAGAUGUUAUUCACCGAGCCCAUCUUAUUCUUGGUUUCGUUAUACAAUGCUUUUAUUUAUGGUAUCUUGUACUUGCUUCUCACGGCGGUCCCCUUGAUCUUUAUUGGCAAGUAUGGUUGGUCUCAAGGUGUGGGCCAAUUACCUUACAUAUCGAUGCUUUUGGGAACACUCGUUGGUGGAUUGAUUGUAAUUUGGGGUGAAAGACGAUACAAUCAAGUUAUGGACGAGAACGAUGGUAAACCGGUUCCAGAGGAAAGGUUGCCGCCAAUGAUGCUUGGCUCAGUUACUUUCACGAUUGGUAUGUUUUGGCUUGGAUGGGGUGGAGCUUACGGUAACAAGGUUCAUUGGAUAGUGCCCACUAUUGGCGCGUUCUUUGUUGGGAAUGGAUUAAUGUUGAUUUUUUUGCCCUGUUUCAACUACAUCAUUGACUGCUACCUAUUGUAUGCUGCUUCUGCCUUGGCAGCAAACACGUUCCUAAGGUCAGCUUUUGGUGCAGCUUUCCCCCUUUUUGCUAGGCAGAUGUUCGUUAAUAUGAAGAUUCAAUGGGCUGCUACAUUGUUGGGUUGUUUAGGGGCGGCCAUGAUACCAGUCCCGUUUUUAUUCUAUUUUUUUGGUAAGAAAGUGAGGGCUAGCUCGAAGUAUGCAUUUGUUCUAUAG
Messenger RNA from Lodderomyces parapsilosis, 1719 nucleotides. Its product is annotated as MFS transporter. Gene Ontology annotation, molecular function: transmembrane transporter activity. Gene Ontology annotation, biological process: transmembrane transport. Lineage: Eukaryota; Fungi; Ascomycota; Pichiomycetes; Serinales; Debaryomycetaceae. The record is from RefSeq and is a predicted model, not a curated record. The transcript has a single exon. The coding region runs from base 1 to 1719 and encodes 572 amino acids.